AUGGCUGUCGAAUACGGUGUCGCUAUUACCAACAAGUUCGGAUUUAUGUCCGACGAUGAGGGUGAGUUUUUGUUUUUAAUUUAUUGAGAAUAAUUGUAUGAUUUUCGUAAUUUAGACUAUGAUGAUCCAAGAGAACUCAUCCAAAAGGUUUCGUUGCUUGCCGCCAAGAAGAAGGAGGAAAAGCCAGCGGUGAAGCCCGCUCAGCCAGCCAAAGAAGCUGUUACCACUAGUGAGUUGCAUUUUUAUGAUUACUUGAAGAUUUUUCUAAACAUUUAAUUUUAGGUGCUGCCAAAACCGAAAACACUCGUGGUCGCGGUGGACGUGGUCGUGGACGCGGGGGUGCAGGCCGUCCUCCAAGAGACGGAAACGACCAAGAUCGCUUCGGCGAGAACCGUCGUGGUGGACCCCGCAGAGGCGGAGAACGUGGUGCCGGACGUCCAGCGUGAGUUUUUUUUUCAAAAUAAGCGUAAAAAUUAUUUUUUUUUCAGUCGUGGAGGACGCGGUGGAUUUGGAGGAAACACCCACAACAACAAUAGCAACAGCGCUAACAAUACCACCGAUGAGGUCACCAAAGAAGUUUCAUUCGAAGAAGGAGUUGAGAACAACGGAAGACCAAGACGUCGUGGUGGAUUCUCCCUUGGUGGAUCUGGAGGACGUGGAGGUGGUCGCGGACGUGGAAGACAAUACGAUCGUCAAAGCGGAUCUGACCGUACCGGAGUUCGCUCUCUUGAGAAGAAAGAUGGACAUGGAAAAGGAAACUGGGGAGACCAAAAGGUAUUUUUAUUGUUCGUUGUUUAUUUUCAUUAUUGAUUUAUUCAGGACGAGUUGGUUGGUGAGACCGAAAACAUCGCUCCAGAAGUCGAAGCUGAGCCAGAAACUCCACGUGAGAAGACUGCUGAAGAACUCGCUUUCGAAGCCGAACAAGCUGAACUUGCCAAGCAAAAGACCUUGAAGGAAUUCAGAGCUCAACAAAACGUGAGUUUUUUCGAUUGAAAACUGAAGAUUAAUAUUUGAUUUUUAAAAAAAUUUGUUUUAGGCUGAUGCUCCAAAAUUCAACACCAGAAAGGCUGGAGAGGGAGCCAAUGAUACCUUCGGAAAGUUGAUCCCAAUGAAGAAGGCUGUCAUCCCAGACCGUGAAGAGGAAGAAGUCGUUGUCAUCCGUAAAGAACCAAAGAAACAAGUUCUCGACAUCUCAAUCACCUUCGCCGAGAAUAACCGUGGAGGAUUCCGCAACAACGAACGUAACGGAGACCGACCACACCGCGGAGGACGUGGAGGAAGAACUGGAGGUGGACGUGGAGGAGCUCGCGGAGGAAACAACCGUAACACUCCAUUCGACGCUUCUGCUGAAGCCUUCCCAGCUCUUGGAGCCCAAUAA
This is a messenger RNA of Caenorhabditis angaria, 1378 nucleotides long. The record is from the annotation of a GenBank genome assembly. NCBI's taxonomy places the organism in Eukaryota, Metazoa, Nematoda, Chromadorea, Rhabditida, Rhabditidae.